UCAGGUGCCAGUCUUAAAAACAAAAUAAAAAAGAUGUAUUUCAUUUUAUUUUUGUGUGAAGGUACUCACUGGAUUGCAGAAGUCAUCGAGAACAUUCCGAAUGCUAGGAUUACUCUAACAUCUCCUAUCGAAUUGGGAGACAUGUCUAAAUUUGAAGAGCUGAAAAUGUACUGUAAGAGAAGAGUUAUUCCAACACAUUUGAGCUACAACAUGCUACCAACUGAUAUUAUACAAAAACAAUGCAAGAUUAUCUACAUCAUUAGGAAUCCGAAAGACACAGCUGUUUCUCUAUUUCACUACUACAGAGAGAACCCUAACCUUCCCGGCAUCGAAACCUGGGCUGCAUUUUUAGAGCUGUUCCUGAGAGGAGACGUUGUAUAUGGAUCCUGGUUUGAUCACGUUUUAAGUUUGGAAGAGCACAAAAAUGAUAAAAACAUUCUAAUUAUAUUCUAUGAAGAAAUGAAGAAAGAUAUUUCUAAAAGCAUAAAGAAAAUAACUACUUUCCUCGGUAUAAAUGUGAGUGAUGGUGAAAUUAAUAAGAUUGCUUGGAAAACAUCAUUCAGUGAAAUGAAAAAUAAUGCAACCAAAGAAAACCGGGAUCCAGAUCACACCAUCUGUGCCCUCACGUCUGAUCGGAACCUGGUAUUUAGGAAAGGAGUGGUGGGUGAUUGGAUAAACUACUUUACUUCAAAGCAGAAGAGAGUAUUUGAUGAACUAUUCACAGAGAAAAUGAGACACAGUGAACUAGCAAGACAUGUGGAAGAUUGCGCUUAAUAUAAAUGGGAAAUGAAACCACUUUCCAUUUUAUGAGAUACAGUGUUUGGGGAUACAUAAAUAUUUUUCAUUAAUGUGGAAAGCAGAUAUUUCUUUCAGUGAGAAAUGGACACUUUAUGAACAUGUCAAAAGUGUCAUGUAUGAGAGACCAUUAUUAUCAUAUUUGGUGAUAGCAGAGAAUUAUUAAUAAAAGGAAGUAUACAAUUUUUGAAUGGCUGAAUUAUAUAUCUGGCUUCAGGAUAUUCAUAAGGCAAGGAGAUUACUUCUAUUCAGAGAGUGCAUAUUACUGUGGAUGUUCUAUAAGCUGCACUAACGCACAAUAAAAGAGGUGAGGGAUUAUCUAAAAUAACAAAUGUCUGAGAAGAAACUAUUUUCUGCCUAUUUAGACCAUCAUGACCUCUAGACAGUUUUAUUUCUCCAAUGUCAUACAAUGACAAACAUAAUCUUACCAAAGUAGAAAUACCUAAUAGGUAGGUUCUAUCAAAUGAUCCCAUUCUGGCAUAUUGGUGCAAAUGAAAAAGGAAAAAAUACUUUUUCACAUCAAAUUAAUA
This is a messenger RNA of Equus quagga, 1325 nucleotides long. RefSeq names its product sulfotransferase 1B1-like. The coding region runs from base 34 to 774 and encodes 246 amino acids. Gene Ontology annotation, biological process: sulfation. The transcript is spliced from 5 exons. NCBI's taxonomy places the organism in Eukaryota, Metazoa, Chordata, Mammalia, Perissodactyla, Equidae. Gene Ontology annotation, molecular function: sulfotransferase activity. Gene Ontology annotation, cellular component: cytoplasm. The record is from RefSeq and is a predicted model, not a curated record.